UCUUCAAUAUAAUUACAGCAUGAAGGGAACACUGGGUGGUACAGUUCGGGGAACGGGAUUCAGGCUGGUUUUCUGUCGCCGUGUUUUGUGUGUUAGCGUGUUAGCUAGCUGAUGGUAAGUCACGAGGAAGAUAGCUGCUUGUUGUAAAAGGAGCAGCCAAACAAGCUUACUGUGUCAGCAUUUUACCAUAUUUUCAAAUUUCCUAUAUUGGAAUAUAAAUGUAAUUGAUGAGGCUAAAUAACUAGAAAAUGUUUUGAUAUUUUACUUUUAAAACUGGUUUGCUCAGCUGGAACAGGUAAAUGUGUUAUUCUUCACAAUUAGUUCCAGAAACAUUUGAUUAUUUUGUCAUGAUCAUUAUCGUUGUUGUUUCUGUCAGUAAACUAUCCAACACUGUGUAGGUAGCAAGUUGUGUUACUUACACUUUUCAGUUGAACCACUUAAAUAGAUUGAUGAAGUCAGCUGUGAUGGCCAAGCUGAAGGGCUUUGAGUUCUGGAAGAUAACCCUGAAGGAAGCACGCUUUGUAGUGGCUCCUAUGGUGGACCAGAGCGAAUUGGCGUGGCGCUUGCUGAGCCGCCGACAUGGUGCUCAGCUCUGCUAUACUCCCAUGCUCCAUGCUCAGGUGUUUGUGCGUGAUGCCAACUACAGGAGGGAAAACCUCUACAAUGACGUUUGUGAGGAGGACAGACCUCUCAUCACACAGUUCUGUGCCAACAAUCCAGAAGUGUUUGUUCAGGCAGCUCUGUUGGCACAGGACUACUGUGAUGCCAUCGACCUUAACCUGGGGUGCCCACAGAUGAUCGCCAAGAGAGGACAUUAUGGUGCUUUUCUACAAGAUGAGUGGGAACUUUUAGCAAAAAUGAUCAGGUUAGCCAAUGAAAAGCUCUCGGUGCCCAUCACAUGUAAGAUCCGUGUGUUUGAAGAGGUUGAAAAGACUGUCCUCUAUGCUCAGAUGCUGGAGAAAGCUGGAUGUCAGCUGCUAACAGUUCACGGCAGAACCAAAGAGCAGAAAGGACCCAUGACGGGUAUUGCCAGCUGGGAGCACAUAAAAGCAGUGCGGAAGGCAGUAAAUAUUCCAGUUUUUGCUAAUGGCAACAUUCAGCACCUGAGUGAUGUGGAGCGCUGUAUUCAGGAGACUGGAGUGCAUGGAGUUAUGAGUGCAGAGGGUAACCUCCAUAAUCCUGCACUGUUUGAGGGGUGCAGUCCCCCAGUGUGGGAAAUGGCUGAGGAAUAUCUAGAGGUGGUUAAGCAGCAUCCUCCCUGCACUCUAUCCUACGUACGAGCGCACCUCUUCAAGCUCUGGCACCACACGCUGCAGAUUCACCAAGAUCUGAGGGAGGAGUUGGCCAAGGUGAAAACCCUCGAGGGUUUGGCUCACGUGAGCAAACAGCUGAGGCUACGCUGCCAGGUAACUGCUCUUGAGGAGAUAGCCAAAGGAAAGGAUGUGGAAGAGAAGCCGGGUGACCUCCCCUUCCCCCACUGGAUCUGUCAGCCAUAUGUCCGACCAGCGCCCAAAGAUCCAGUUUCCAAUGGUAACAGCCAGGGCUCUGAGGUGAAGAAGGCUGUGUGUCAGAAGAGGGCACUAGAGGACCCUGAUGGAACAGCUGAAAGACUCUCCAAAAACAAGCAGAAGAAGAGAUCUCGCAAUCCCAACAAGAACUUCAGUCCAGAACAGAAACCCAAGUACAUCAAAUGUGAACAAUGUGGAAAUCCAAAGGGAAACAAGUGUGUCUUCAAUUUGUGUCGAGGCUGCUGCAAGAAGAAGGCUUACAGGGAGGUUGCAGACUGUCCAAGUCAUGGACUGAGGUUUAAGACUAAGGCUGAAAAACGGAAACUUGAGGAGAAGGAGACUGCGAGAGGUAGCGGCUCUCUUCAGCUUCACUCAGAGCCCAGUACAGAACCAAAAGCAGAAGUGCUGCUAUGAGCUGAACCGUCACUACCUUUACCUGCUAAAAAACAACCUGGCUCUUGGCUGUUACAGCGCUAACAGAAUGAGGACGUCUAAUAGGUCCAUUUAUAUUUGGAGACUGGCGAAGUGCUUCUUAGUAUGACUGUUAGAGCAACAUCUUAUUUGGAAGCAAAUAAUGAAUACAGACUGUUUUUUUUUAUUCGAUAGUAACUUGCAUCCAAAUUGGUCGAUUGAUGUCAGAAUUACAACACUUUAUCUCCAUUGUGUCUUCUGUUCAUGCAUUAAUAUUAACGUGAUGGUGUUUAUUCAUUUAUUAGGUAGGUGCUGCUAAGGUUUUAAGAUUCAGUAAACUGAUUUGUAAACAUCGUGACAGAUAUGUAUUUUAUUAUGUGGCUGCAUUUUCAUACUCGUGACUUAAAACUAUUUAUUUCUUGAGGUGAAGGUUUACACAGGUUUAAAACACGUGCCUUCUGAUGAGAAAUGCUACUAAAUGUACAAAUUUCAGGAACCUCAGUUUGCUACGACAAACAGGAGACUGCGACGUCAAAGUUCGGUCCCUUGUAAGGCGAGCUCAACGUCUGUAAAAUUAAAAACAAUUCACUUAAAGGU
This is a messenger RNA of Thalassophryne amazonica, 2516 nucleotides long. RefSeq names its product dihydrouridine synthase 1-like (S. cerevisiae) (gene dus1l). The transcript is spliced from 13 exons. The record is from RefSeq and is a predicted model, not a curated record. Gene Ontology annotation, molecular function: flavin adenine dinucleotide binding; tRNA dihydrouridine synthase activity. Lineage: Eukaryota; Metazoa; Chordata; Actinopteri; Batrachoidiformes; Batrachoididae. Bases 450 to 1922 code for a protein of 490 amino acids. Gene Ontology annotation, biological process: tRNA processing.